Messenger RNA from Mauremys reevesii (Reeves's turtle), 3684 nucleotides. RefSeq names its product LY6/PLAUR domain containing 6 (gene LYPD6). Gene Ontology annotation, biological process: positive regulation of canonical Wnt signaling pathway. The transcript is spliced from 6 exons. The record is from RefSeq and is a predicted model, not a curated record. Gene Ontology annotation, molecular function: acetylcholine receptor inhibitor activity. NCBI's taxonomy places the organism in Eukaryota, Metazoa, Chordata, Testudines, Geoemydidae. The coding region runs from base 377 to 886 and encodes 169 amino acids.
GGCUCCCCCUCCCGCGAGGUGCCGGCCGCGCUCUCCGCUCCUUGCGGUAGGGGGCAGACCGUGCGGGGCGUGUGCACACGGCGCUGCCGGUUCCCUCUGAAUGUAGCCCGGGUCCUGGCUCCGGCUGCGAACACCGCAGUGCUCUGGGAGCGAGCUGGGCUCUGUCAAGCCACCGCUGCGCUGCCCUGGGCUCGCCUCACUUCUCUCCGCUCACAUGCCUCAGUCAGCUUCCUCACCUGAAGAUUUUAAAAUCUGCUGAAUUGGAACACUUGGAAUAUUAAGCAGUAGCCUUGAAUUGAUCUAAGGUGCAUUUUUCUUCCAGUUAUAAAGAGGACUGGCUCCCAAGAAACCCGUAUGAGUGAGGCUCCACUCUGCAAUGGAAUCCUGGCCUACCCUGGCCUGGGUUCUGCUACUUAGCCUGAUCGCUGACUGUCUGAAAGCAGUUCAACCUAGAGACUUUACAGUGAAAGAUAUUAUCUACCUUCAUCCUUCAACCACACCAUAUCCUGGUGGAUUUAAAUGUUUCACCUGUGAAAAGGCAGCAGACAAUUAUGAAUGCAACCGAUGGGCUCCAGAUAUCUAUUGUCCAAAAGGGACAAGAUACUGUUACACUCAACACACAUUGGAAGCCAGUGGAGAAAGUAUAUCUGUCACUAAGCGCUGUGUGCCACUGGAGGACUGUUUGUCUACUGGAUGCAUAGAUUCAAAACACGAAGGCCACAAGAUCUGCACUUCCUGCUGUGAAGGAAAUAUCUGCAACUUGCCAUUACCCAGAAAUGCAACUGAUGCAAUAUUUGCAACGACAUCCCCUGUAAAUCAGACAAAAAGACUUUCCCAACAUAUAUCAAUAAUAACAUCAUGUCUCCUGUUGGUAUUUACUUCAUAGCAAUGUCAUAAGGUGCCAUUUGUCUAGUUGGAAAAGCUUAACUGGAUGAAAACCUUAGUAUCAAUAUAUGACCUUAUCUGUUCAUAUCUGAAUAUUUCAACAACAUUCCCAGAAUUUUAAUUUCUUCUUGAUUUUUUUUUUUGGUUAAUUUUGGUUAGUACUGCACCAAAAUGUUCCUGAAGUGUAUUCUCCUGAAGGGGAGAAUAAUCCAAUUGUUUUCACUUAAUAUUUUAAGUAGAAACACAUUUGAAAUAUUUUCAAACUAGUGGGUCACCCAUAUACCUGGGUACAUAGAAUAUUCUUGAAAUUUGUCUUCUCUCUGUGAAGUGGUAAUAUUUGUUAAAAAUAUAUUAUGCAGCUAUAGAAUCAUAUAAUUUGAUUAUUUGAAGCUCUCUCAUGAAGGAGUAUUUAUUUACUGAUUCCAACAAUAAUUUGAUUAUCAUAUCAAUCUUUGGCACCUUCCUGAUUGUUUGGAAACCUCACAGCAGCUAACCUCACCUCUGUAUGCCUGCCCUGUCUUUUUUUUUUUUUUUCACACUACAAACUUCCAUGGAUCUGCUGCUUCUCUCUCAGUGAUGUAAAUCAGGGGUAACUCCAUUGAGGUCAAUGGAGUUACACCAGUAUAAAAGUAACAUUAGAGGAAAACUGGGUCCAAUGGGAGAUUGGGAACAAGCUUCAGCUGUUCACAGAUGCCUUCUCUAAAGUAAUCCAUCAACAGUGAAAAUGAUUUUUUUCUUCACAUCUGACUGUUAAAAUGUUUGGAUGUGGUGCUGAGCAUGGUGGUGUUACCUGUUGUAAAUACUCAUCCAUUCUGUAAAGAAUGACAUCACACCUCCAUUUUGUAAGUCAAGCCUGAGAUAUUUUAAAGACCUUAGUUUUGUAAGCUUUAUUGAUCGAAGCAUGGGCUAAAAUACAAGCAGCCAAUUUUAGUCUAAGAGAGGAAAAUGUAUAUUAAAAGCUAUUUGAAGGCCUCCUGUGCAAUAUGAUGGUGCAUGACAAGGCAACACAGCAAAUAGUGCUUCACAAUUUUAUUUCUUUUUACAGCUAGGUGCCCAGUCCUUCAAGGUGCUUAACAUUGGCUCUAAUUUAACAAAGCACUUAAGCACAUGCUUACUUUUAAGCACAUAAAAAGUCCCCUUGAACUCACUGUGUUUUGGAACAACCACAUAGACAUAUUCUGGCUUGAGUCCAUGCAUGCAAAUCCCCUGGGGUAUGGACAUUUAAGAGUGAGAGUAAGAUAUAGCUUACCUAAAAUCAACUUUUAUGACAAUAUUUUUAACUACCAUUGUAGACCGUUUUUUCUUUUCUAACUUGGAAUUAAAUUACUACUAAAUUAAGGACUGAUCCAGCAAUGUUCCCACUCUCCAAAUUCCUGUUGACUUCAGUGAGAAUUAUACAUACCAAACAACCGCAGGACUAUGCCUGAGGUUUUACGUUUAAAAGUAGAUAUCAAAAUGCAUAAAACUGCUAUUUGAAUAGCCACAUGGCAAGAAACACAUUGUAGUGCAUGAUUAUACUCUGACAAAGAAAGAUUAAGAAAACGUCAUUUAUUUCUAAUGAUCACUCCCGGCAUAUAGGGUGAAACUUUUACUAGUCUUGGCUAUAUUUUUGGCACCAACUGUUGUGUAUGUCACUUGUAAAUCAUUUAUACAAUAUUUAUUUUUGUAUGGUAUGAUUAGAAUCUAAUGUAUUGUUUUAAAAAAAAUCUUAAGAACAAUUUACCCUAAUAGGACAGUUGUUUUAAGACUGGGUAAAACUGUAAUAUAUACUAUGAUAAUUUAUAAUAUUUUGCACCAGUGUUGAAAAAAGAUUAACUUGCUUUACAAGGUCAGUAGUAAAUUAAAGUUUCCCUCACUGGUUUAACUUAAAACUAAACAAAAAAGUAGGUGGAACUUUGAUAGAUUGUACAACGUGUAACUAUACAUGUAAGUGUUUUUGAGCUAUUUUUGGUUAGCAAGAAUCAACUGAUAACUUGCACUUUAUCAAAUUACAAUACAGGUUUAUUCUCUGAGGCUUAUGUGGUGAAAUGUAUUAUAAAGAGGGAGGAAAUAUUGCUGGAAUCCAAGUGCUCUGUAAAAAAUGUUCGAUAAGAAAGUGCCUCCUGAAUGGCAUAAAAAUUGUCCACAAACACUAAUCCGAUAGUGUUUCUUCAAAAUAUCAAUAAUCUCUAGACGCUGUUGAUGCCAGUAAGCAAUGCUCUUGUCUUAGUUGUAAUGGCUAAUGGCUUCUUUUGAGCUACACAUCUGUAUUAUUUAGGAUUGUGUGAAAGAUUUUGUUAUGGGAAAAUUGCAAAACCUCACAAUUCAUCUGAACCCUCCCACCCCAUGCCCCACACAUUUUUGAGGGGUUGGAGAACUUUCACGUGUGUGAAAAUUCAGAUAUUUUUACACAUUUCAGUGUGAAAAUUGAGCUUUACACCCUUUUUAUUUUAAAAGUUGAAUUUUACUUACAAAUAAAACUGAGUGAAAGUUGGCCCAUUUUCAUUCACAAAUGGUCAUGUUCUUGGUCAAAAGCCAUUGAAUGUUGGUGUUUUCAUCCAGUUGCAUCAUUUUUAUGGCAUUGCAGUAAAAUAUAUGUCUCCCUAAUGUGGGUGACUAGCUCAACAAUCCCUGUUAUUAAUUACAAGGGUGGUUGCAAUCUGCUAGUUUUAUGCAAGGGAGGCCUGCCCUUUGGGCUCCUGGCGAGUUAAUGGUGUGGCCCUCAGUUUCACAAAGUUUGGCCCUAUCUUGAGUAGACUUUCUUAGGCCUGGUCUACACUAAGGGGGGGGAUCGAACUAAGGUACGCAAGUUCAGCUACG